Messenger RNA from Penicillium verhagenii, 1242 nucleotides. Its product is annotated as DUF2461 domain-containing protein. NCBI's taxonomy places the organism in Eukaryota, Fungi, Ascomycota, Eurotiomycetes, Eurotiales, Aspergillaceae. The record is from RefSeq and is a predicted model, not a curated record. The transcript is spliced from 8 exons. Bases 1 to 1242 code for a protein of 413 amino acids.
AUGGCCCGAAGAUCGUCUCGGCCCGGCCCCGCAGAAGUGCCAGCGGCGGCGCCGAAACGACGCGCCUCAACACGCUUGUCGGCCCCUCAGGCGGAGGUCAAGAGGGUCAAAUCUAAUAGCGCGCUGUCCGGCGCGACGAAAUCCACUAGCAAGAAAAGCAAAUAUUUCGAACCCGAGAGCUCCGCCGAGCCGGAACAGGAUUCUAGCGACUCCGACGGUGGGGAUUCCGGCUCCGCUUAUGAGGAGAAUGAAUCGCAGUCCUCACCGACUCCAGAGGUAGAUGAAGGAGAGGAUGAGGAGCUGGAAGCCUCGGCCAGUGAGGCCGAACCCGAAACCCAGGCUAAGGGCAAGGGUAAGGGCAAGGGCAAACAGCAGCGAGGUGCUGCUGUGCCCGCUAGUGCUAGUUCUAGUUCCAAGGGUAAGGAACUUUGGCGCGAAGGAGUUCGCACGGGACUAGGGCCCGGGAAGGAGGUUUUCAUCGCCAAACCCAAGGCUCGAGACGCGGGCGAUGUGCCCUAUGAAGAUGAGACGCUGCAUCCAAAUACGAAGCUGUUUUUGCACGAUAUCGCCGACAACAAUGAUCGUCAAUGGCUGAAAGCGCAUGAUCCCGAUUUCCGCGCGGCAAAGAAGGACUUCGAGACCUUUGUUGAGACGUUGAGUCCUAAGGUCACUGAGGUGGAUGGCUUGAUUCCUGAGCUUCCCACAAAGGAUCUGAUUUUCCGCAUUCAUCGCGAUGUUCGCUUUAGCAAGAAUCCUCUUCCAUACAAGAUUCAUUUCUCCGCUGCAUGGUCCCGCACGGGCAAAAAAGGCCCAUAUGCAGCGUACUAUGUCCACUUCCAACCUGGCGCCAGCUUCGUGGGUUGUGGUCUGUGGAACCCCGAGUCCGAUGCACUCGCGGCGCUUCGACAGGACAUUGACACGGACGCGCAGCAAUGGAAGGAUGUGCUUCGAGCGCCCGAGAUGCGUCGAGAGUUUCUGAAUGGAGUCAGCGACGACAAUGAAGCAGUUGUGAAAGCCUUUGCGCAUCACAAUAGAGAAUCCGCACUCAAGACCAAACCCAAGGGCUAUGAGGCAGACCACAAGGAUAUCGAUUUACUUCGACUACGCAGCUUCACGAUCGGACGACCCAUCACUGACAAGGAAAUCAUGGCAGCGGAUGUGCAGGACCGGAUCGUCGCGCUGAUUGGGGUCAUGGAGCCCUUCGUGACGUAUCUCAACAGUGUUGUGAUGCCCGAUCAAUAG